GAAAUUGAAACGUAGUAGACUUGAGAGAAGCGUCUGUGUUAGAAGUGCCUUGAGCUGCUGCUUUAUUUAACUUGGAUUUUCGCUGAACAAGACAGCAACAUGGGGCUGCGUGAGUGUGCUGGUGCAAGCCUGGUGCCUACUGGGAGGUGCCUGGGAGGCCUCACAGCCGCUCAUGAGUGCUAACAAGGCUAACAUUGAGACAAAUGUAGAGGUACGAGACAAAAGCAGGAACACCAUCACCACUACCACCGCCACUACAGCCACCACCACAAGCACCAGGACAGUGGAAGAAAGAGAGAGAAGAGAGAAAAACAAAGACCACCACCACCACCAACAUAGUGGAAGAAGGAAUGCUGAUACAAAGGCAUGGCUUGAGGAAUUCUGAGCAUCCUGUAAGAUCAAGACCUAAAAGAUCAGCUGACGACGACAGCACGCGUCUUAGAACGUGGCGUUGUUGGGGUGGAUUGAAGAGUGCGCUACAGCACAGUACCCAUAGCUGCGUAUAUUAUCCAAUCUUCAUCAUGGCUACUGUGUAUGGUGUGCUGAGGACUCUUCAGCGGCAGCAGCGAGAAGCUUCUGCACUACUUUUGAGGUUGACACCCAAAACAUAUAGUCCUGUGAAUGCUGCUUCAUUUUCUCAGCUCUGCCAGAAGGUAAGCAGUACCAGUGGAAGAUCUCAAUGUUUGCUGUUGUCACGGAAUCUGAGCAGAGGGAGCCCCAGUCAUAAUUCCCCAUUGAAUAAGGAGGAAGAUAAACAAGAGGGCAAUGCUGACAUUGGACCAGGUACAUGGAAGGAAAUCUACCAUGGUAUUCUCUCCACGCAGAUAAAAAUGGUGAAAUUUUUUUCACUCUCUACAUCAAUUUUGGGCCUUAGUGUACAGCCCAUGCUAUAUCAGAAAUUAGGUGCUGAUGCUGGCAUGCUUGUGGCAGUGGCAUCUUUUGUGGGAUUCUUCACAUUUGUUACUCCAUUACUCAUCCACUGGAUCGCCAAGAAAUAUGUGACCUGCCUUGAGUAUGAUCCAGAAAAAGAUGUGUACUCUGCCACAACACUCUCCUUCUUCCUCUUGGAGAAAAAGAUUAAAUUUACAGUUGAUGAUGUGAAGGUACCAGAAGUACCAGGGAUGUUCACCACGUUCCUCGUCAAGAACCGACCACUGUUUGUAGACCCGCGCAUGUUCAAGGAGAUGGAGCACUACGGCCGCCUCAUGGGUUAUGACCAGCCUAUCAAUUUUCAUCUUAAAGAACAAGAUGAAAAAAGUGACUGAAUGCAGUAUCUUCUUUGCUGUUGUAAAUUUGUAAAAAAAAACAUUAAGAUAAUCCUUUACAAAUAGUUGAAAAAAAAUAAUGAAAUUGUUUUUGCCUGUACAGCAUAGAUAUUUUAAAAGUAAAAGUGUGGAUAAUUUGA
Molecule: messenger RNA, 1405 nt
Organism: Scylla paramamosain (green mud crab)
Lineage: Eukaryota; Metazoa; Arthropoda; Malacostraca; Decapoda; Portunidae
Product: transmembrane protein 70 homolog, mitochondrial-like
Exons: 9
Coding region: 351-1265 (304 amino acids)
Biological process (GO): mitochondrial proton-transporting ATP synthase complex assembly
Cellular component (GO): mitochondrial membrane
Source: RefSeq, a predicted model, not a curated record